CACACACUUCUCCUAGCUCUCCAUUACCAAUCAAUGUGAUUUACGCACAUACAUGUGUGAAUGUGGGUUUGAAUAUCGUACCUUUUUUGGAUGCUCUUCGAAUUCAGUUCGGGGCUGGAGCGAUUCUUUUUGUCCUAGUUUUGAAGCGAUAUAAGCUGGAGAGAAGCGAAUGUUGAAUACCCAAUUCAAAUUUAGCUUCCCCAGCUUCUAGAUUCUUGGAUUCUGCGACAGAGAUAAUCAGCAUUUCAUGAACUGACAUUUCGUCGAGCACCUUCUGGGCUUUGCUUCGACGAAACGCUUUAAUUCAUUUUCUUGGUUUGAUUUGUGUUCUAAUGGAGUCGAAGAUGGGGGAUGAGCAGAAGAGCUUGAUAGACGAGUUGACACAAGGGAGGGAGCUCGCGAGGCAGCUUCAAGUCCACAUCAACAUGCCGUCUUCAUCGCCGGAGACGCGGGAUUUCCUGGUGCAGAAAAUUUUGGUUUCGUAUGAAAAAUCUCUUGCCCUGCUCAAUAUCUGCAGUCGUACCGGCUCGUCGGCGGCGGGGAAUGUUGCGGGGACGUCGGAAUCGCCGCAAUCGAUGAGUGCAAGUCCCCGGAGUGAAGACUCCGAUCGUGAUACCCUCAAGGACCAAGAGCCCAGAGAUAGUUCCAAGAAAAGGAAGGCGAUGCCAAGAUGGACACAGCAAGUGAGAAUUACUCCAGGAACAGGACUGGAAGGUCCUCUUGAUGAUGGAUUUAGCUGGAGGAAGUACGGACAGAAAGAUAUUCUUGGGGCCAAAUAUCCUAGAGGGUACUACAGGUGUACUCAUCGAAACGUCCAAGGUUGUCUGGCAACAAAACAAGUUCAAAGAUCCGAUGAAGACACCACCAUCUUCGAGAUAACUUACCGUGGCCGCCACACCUGCAACCCAGCUUCUUCCUCCGGCGCCGUCACUCCUCCCCUGCAACAGCCGGAAAAUCAAGAACAGAAACCUGUUACAGAUUCCGGCGAACAAACGACGUCGUCCCACCUUCUUCCACCCCAUCAUGACCAGCGCCAACAACACCCGCAGCAAUUGCUGUUAGAUCUCCGAAAUGGACUUAGGAUUAUCACCGACGAUUUGGACAGAAUUCACCAACCCCCAUUCUCUUCUUUUAACUUCCAAACUCCGUCAAACUCGGCUAUGAACUAUGAAGCUCAUUAUCAUGGACUCUCGCCGGCUUCCAUAGCUGAUAACGGUGGUUUCGUCGGAAACUUCUCGCCGAGCUUCAUAUCGCCGGGGACCUCUGGGUCCAACGGCUAUUUCCGUACUACUAGAACCACUAAUGAGAUUCGUGAAGCUAACUUUCGAAACUCUGAGUCCGAACUCGCUGAGUUAAAUAACUUUGGUAACUCGGGUACGAACUCACCGACUGUUGGGUUGGAUUUCCCGUUCGGCAACGUUGAAUUGGACCCGAACUUCGCAUUUGGCAGCCCUGGAUUUUUUUCUUAAUUAGUUAUUGAAAUGUAAACGAUUGGAUAAAAUGCGCGUAGAUUAGAGAACCUGAAUUUACUUUUUUGCCACCAUAAAAUGUUGACUGGUCAACGGAUUGAAGUCA
This is a messenger RNA of Carica papaya (papaya), 1575 nucleotides long. Its product is annotated as putative WRKY transcription factor 53. The record is from RefSeq and is a predicted model, not a curated record. Gene Ontology annotation, molecular function: transcription cis-regulatory region binding; DNA-binding transcription factor activity. Gene Ontology annotation, cellular component: nucleus. Lineage: Eukaryota; Viridiplantae; Streptophyta; Magnoliopsida; Brassicales; Caricaceae. Gene Ontology annotation, biological process: regulation of DNA-templated transcription.